AUGGCUUCACAAAAAGACGCUCAAGCCAGCCAGUCGACUCUGCCAAUUUCUCCGUCUGUGAUCGUGGGGAUUGUAAUCUUGUGUGCUUUCUGUGCCAUGGUCCUCAUCGCAAGCGUCUUUGGAUAUUGUCGAAACAAUCGUUCGUCAACAACGACCGAUCUCGAGUUUGAAGAGAGCCUGAAUGGGAUCAAUCGAAAUCGUCCUCUGACCGCAAGCCAAGCCGCACGCAUGAAAGAAGUGAGAUGGAUCAACAACAUGUACGCGUGGGAGCGAGCCAGACACGCCAGAAAGGAAGUCGGCGGCGAAACGAGAUCUGCAGCAGUCCUCGUCGGACGGGUUGGCGAGGAGCGUCAUUGGGAUGAAUGGAGCAGCAUCGGCACCGGAGAUAAAGACUCGAGCUCUGGAGGAAAGACCUUCAAGAACUCAGUUGAUGACUACACCCGUGCGCCGCUGCUCUACGGCGGUGACGACCCGUACGCACGAUCGAGUCACCACCGGUCCAGCCAUCAUCUCAUGCCAUCGUCGGCGCGAUGCUCCUACAUGUCCGGGUCCCAGUAUUCCGGUUUGCCACAGUAUCCUUCCAUGUUGCUUCCGCAGCCCAUCCAGCGUGACAUGAUCCAAAGUCCUUUCAGGCGCAGGUAUCCACCGAGAGAGAUCGCCGAGCCGAUCGAACAACCAGCCAUGCAGAACCAGGCGACCAACCCGAAAGUCACCAUCAACAACGGCGUCGAGGAUCUUGCACGUUGCAGCGGUACCACGUAUGAUACAAACACCGAAGGCUUCGCGAUGCACAACAAGGCUACAGAAAGACCGGGCCCCAUGUUGGGUUCCACUCCCGAAGACGACCAGGUCCGCAUCAACGACUCGUUUUCAGCAUUGCCACUGAGUCCUCACACCCCGAACCCGCCGGUCGUUCGAGAUGAGAAUGACCAAGCGGUGGUGGUCCAGCAAGAACUUCGCCCUGCUCAAUCUACUCGGGCUGGACCGGGCCAGAGCGAGAGUAGACCUUUUCAAGAAGGCGUCAGGGCCAUGAUCGAAGAAUGGGAGGAAACCAACGGACGAUUCGGUAGACACAGCGGAGCUUGA
Exophiala spinifera is the source of this 1086-nucleotide messenger RNA. RefSeq lists its product as uncharacterized. Lineage: Eukaryota; Fungi; Ascomycota; Eurotiomycetes; Chaetothyriales; Herpotrichiellaceae. Bases 1 to 1086 code for a protein of 361 amino acids. The transcript has 2 exons. The record is from RefSeq and is a predicted model, not a curated record.